Xyrichtys novacula (pearly razorfish) is the source of this 18521-nucleotide messenger RNA. The record is from the annotation of a GenBank genome assembly. NCBI's taxonomy places the organism in Eukaryota, Metazoa, Chordata, Actinopteri, Labriformes, Labridae.
GAAAGAGUAGGGGGGAGGAGCCCCUGCGUGACGUCAAUGUAGCCCUCCCACCCUGCUUAAAUUUACAUUUUCUAUGGGUCCUGACUGAGAAUGCGCGUGUGUGUGUGUGUCUGUGAGCUCGAGCUAUUGAACAGUUUACAAAAGGCAGGGUUGAGCGGACACACCUCAAGCACCAAGAAGUGAUCCGGAGACGCGCUGAUGUGGCCUGGACCACUUUGUCGUUUUAAAUAUUAAACAAGUUGACUUGAAGAAGUCGCGUCGGGGUCGACUUUGAGGUAGGUGUGUAUGUGUUUGUGUCUGGAGCUCAUGCGUUUUUGUGUGUGUGUGAGGUUGUUCCACGAGUGCAUUAACAAAAGCGGUCCGCUCUGAAGUGUCAGUGUGAUGCCAGCGGCAAAAGCAGUAUGUUUAGGUUAAAUUCUGGAGAGUAGAGAAGAAAAGAAAAGAGAGAUGGAAAAACAAAACAAGGUUGAAAAAUUCAAACUCUUGUUGCAUUGUCUCCCUUUGUUGCGGCUCAGGACUGAAGCCAACGGGACAGUGAGGAACAAACACGUUGAGGUCGUUGUACAAGCAUGUGAAGGCGAGAAACACUUACUUUACUGUCGACUGGGUUUGUUUACUGCAAUUUAUAGACUAGUUUGUCAUGUGGGAGAAGAACAAUGGAAGAAAAAUAAACCUAGUGAUCAUUCUGUUGUCUGUGUUAUUCAGACUGUGGGACACGUUAAAGGCUUACACUCAAACAAUUGUUAAUAUAUGUUAAAAAAUCCUCAAAAUGUCUGAAUUUUAUCCAUCUUCAAUUCCUUCAUUGUCUUUUAAGGCUUUUAAAGGUUUCAAAUCUUUGCUUUCUCAGCAGCACAACAAUAAUGUUUCCUUAAAGCUUGUAUUAAGGCCCAUUUGUGAGAAAAAAACACCCUCAGAAGGGACCAUAUUUUAUGAAUGAGCUCAAUCUGAAAUCAUCAUGUGUGAGUAACUACACAGCAAUGACUGCUGCUGUCUGUGUCAGAGCACAUGGCUUCAGUCAGAGCUGACACAUUGGCCUUCUGCUGUCAGGAAGCCAACUGUCAAGUCAAAGGGGGUUUGUGUUUUUAAUAUUUUUCACAGCAACAGGUCUACAAGAUUAAACUCGUGGUGUUUUUACUUCACGGUGGCGUCAAUGUUUCAAAAGUCUCAUUGAGUUUCUGUCAAACUUUUACAAGAUGUUAAACAAACAAAUAGAACCUUAAUCCACAUUGAGGGUUAGGUAUGUGUGUUUACUUGGCAGAGGGGCAAUAGCAGACUGUAUGAUAUAACCAAGGAGUUUUGACAUGUGAAGUAGUUUAACUCUGGGUCAGGAGAGACCUUCAAAGCAGGUGGUAUGGAUGACUUUGUCGAGGUGAAGAGCUUUCAUUGAGUGUGGACUUAAGUGUGUGUGCACACAGGGAGGGGAAACUUUCCCGCACAUGUGUUAGUCAUUUGGAGGGGGAGUUUGCUAAACGAUUUACAUCUGUUUUCUGAUCUUUGAACCCCCUCUUUCCCUCCUCUCUCUCUGUUUCUCUUGCUUUUGCUGUCUUCUGUUUCCCGUAAGAGCUGAUGCUGUCACUGUGAGUGUUUGUAUGUGUGCGUGUGUGUUACAAUUGUGUCCGCCUUUUCCUCCAUCAUUACAGCACCCAGAGGAAUUAAAAAAUGUGAAUGAAAUAACUUUCUGUUUCAUAAUAGUGUGCGUUUAUUCGUGAUUUUGACAAAAUGUUCAGCUGUAUCUUUAUAAAAUCACAUUCCAAGUCAAGGACUCAACCUGACCUCAAGAAAAUGAAGGUAUGUGGGCCAGGAAUGGGUGUGUGUUCACCAGGGGAACCGCAUGUGUGUUGACAGUACUAUCUCUGACAGUCCUGCUGGUCUGUCUGUGGGCACAAAAUCCUGACUGCUCAGCAGAACGCGCUGAUCCUAAGACCCACACCACACCAGACAUAGUGUAACUGCAUGUGUUUCAUCAGGCUUUGUUACUAGGUCAUCACAGACACUUUGUUGGCUGGUGGUGAAAGUUUACUUUGAAGGGAGUACUGUUAGGUUUUUUAUAGUCUAUAAUGAGCACCGUCAACACAAAUAGGUGUAUGAGGUUCUUUGUCAUAGAGUGUGGAGCGCUUGUGGUCUCAGCAAUCAUGUCUUUACUCAGUCCUACUUCGGACUGUUUUUGCCUUGUUCAAAAAUCAUCUCAGAGUGGAGAUGCAGCACCUUUCCUGAAUCAUAUGCCACUUUUACUAACAGGCAUGAAGUUAAAUGUUAAACCUUUGAGUAAAGUUGUAGAUUGUGGUUUUCUGUUUGAAGCUUAACAGGCCAUAGGAUAGGAUGUUUAGGAUCUGUAUAUGGUGCCAUUUUACCGAAGUAACUUGAGAAGGUUAAGUUUUUCCAACACAGUUUUGGAUUGUGCGCUCUGUAGUGACCUUUACUGAAAUGUCUGAUGCAAAAAAUACAAUGUUUACAACUGAUAUAUUUCACAGAUCAUCUGUUAGUUAAAAGUGUUAGGUUAUAUGAAAAGAAACCCUCACCUAGAAGAAGCAUAGCACAUCACUCAGGAUUGUUCGAGGAGCUGUUGUCCAGAGUGUCAUUUAGAGCCAAAAUUAAUCACAUGACAAGACAUCUCAAGGUAUUUUACCACCUGAAAUAAUUCCCAGAGCAUCCAUUGAUACUCAGUUGUUGUUUUGUUGUUGUUAAAAGGAGGAAUGCACUGAGACUAUUCUGCAGCCCUGUGAGUGUGCGCUUUGCAAAACAAAAAUGAUGCAAUCCCAGAUUCCUACAACAGGACAAAGGAUCUGUUUACACUCUACUGUAGCGUGGUUGCUAUGGUUUUACAAUAUGAUGUCAUGAUUCAGGUAUUGAGUUUCCUGAUAGGGAGCUAGGGUGGGAUGGAUGAAGGAAAAGUGUGUUUGUACAUGUGGGAGUGUGUCUUGAGUUGCAUAAAAGUCAGUCAUACAAUGUUUUCUUUCUUUUUAAACAGGUCUGGUUACUUAAUUUUGAUUUACAGCUAAGAGAGAGAAGAUCUAUCUGCAUGCAUAAACCUAGGGGUGAAACUGACACAUGUAUACCUCCAAAGACUUGGCUUCUCUAUAGAAUCCCAUUGAUUUUCCUCUUGUUAUGCCGGAGCUUCAAUCACAAUACAGCACCAUUACUGUGCUGACCACUUUGCAAAGCAUCAUGGAGAAUGGAUGACACACACGCAUGCAUGCACACAGACUCUCAAUGUCUUCCUCCUUGCAGCUUGUUAGGUUGAAGUGUAUAGAGAUUUUGAGUCUGAGCUGCAUGAAUUGAAUUAAGCCCUCUGGAAGUCUGUCUUAAGAUGUAUGAUGCUUUCUUAUUGGACUUACAAACAGGAGCACAGGCCUACAGAAUAACAGAGCCACUGCUUUUUUAACAGCCUGAAGCAAACGAGGCUCUGAGAAUGUCGACUCAUGCAGGCUUUAGGAAGUUUCAUCAGACAAUGAAACGGCAUAACUGUGGUUUGUUCAGUCACAACUAAAUAUUUUCUUCUAACUUCUUUAGCAUAGCAUCAGACAGAACAAAGACUUCUCACUUCGCCUAUUUGUGGACACCUGGUUACCCUAUAAUAAAUGCGUACGCUCACAAUCAGUUGCACCCCUGUGUGUCUGUCUGUCCGUCUGUCUGGCUAACUGUAGGUUGUCUGGUUGCCCACGGUAACAGUUGUUAUUGGGGGUUUCUCCACAAGCAUGUAAACAAAGGAGAACCUCCCAAAUCCUCCUCAGUGUGCCCCCCAGCCAAUCAGAUCGGGGCCCCAAGCUGAGCGUAGCCAGUAAAUGAAGAGGAGGGGAGGGUCUCCUGCUCCAUGAGGGGAAAACAGCAGUAAAGCACAAAGCUUUGAAUCUGGAACUGGAUCAGACCGCAGGGCUGUAACAAAGACUCUUCCUUUAUGAGUGGACAGCAUUUCACAGUGUCGAGCCAGACCAAACGGCUGUGGCUUUUUAAAGAUACGGCCUGUACACCACUAAAGAGGCAGAUAUUUGAGACGCUAUUAAAGGGUGAUGUGUGUGAGGAUAGUAGCAUAUGGGCUCGUGUUUACAUGUCGGGGAGGAGGAGCCACAUAAAACGUGCAUGUGUCUUUGAUGUAUUUUCUUCAGGCAUGUCUAUGCAGCAAAACAGUUUGGAUUCGGUGCAUGUGUUGUACAUAUGUCCAGGUCCACCUGUUCUCUUAGGUCCUAUACAUGUACAUACAGGACCAUGUGUCUGUGUCAGCUGUGAGAGGGUAUAGACCAGCCUUUGUGCUCAAUUGACAGGUGUGACCCCCCCCCUCACAAAAUUCAUAGCAUGCUGUCAGAAUUUUGUCCAAGUAAGCACUUUGGUUUUCACCUUUAAAGUGAACUGUAUGGUGCCACAAUACUCUCAUCUCUGUCACUCAGAGUCGUCAGUACCUAAAUGUAGGUCAUUGGCUUUUUUGCCUCUAAAUGAAAAUUCUUUUGUGAGCAUGAAGCAAAUAAUCACUUUGCAGGUUCAUCACAUUCCUACUGUGUGACUCAAAGUGGUGUCUGUGCCUUUUCAAUCCGUCCAUUCACUCUGUAAUCUGCUUCACCGGGGGGCUCAAAACAUGCGGCAACAGCAUGUUAAAUAACUCCUCUGAAUACAAACUGUUAAUACAGGCAGAGAUUACAUCGCAAUUGGAUCAGUUUGAGCUUGUCUUUACUACAAGACACAACAAGUAUACUUGGUAUACACACUGGAGCAUAAACAGACAGAACUCUGAAAGCUUGACAUGGAAGCAGUGAAACUCACAUUUAGCAGGCUAGACUAAAUGUAGCCACUGUGGUUUUCAGAGACACCCCAAGACACAGAGAGGGACACAAAAAAACAACUCAAGAACAGAUUUAAAGAAAUACUGCCACAAGAGAGAGCUGUUUUCCACCAGGAUCACAGCUCAAUGAUAAAACAUGCAGAAAGUAAAAUAACUUGCGCAUGAGUAAUAGAGAUUUAAUGGUUCCUGUCUGUAUGUUAAUCAAAUCCAAAAACAAAAGCUUAUGUGGUAAGGGACAGGCCAAAUUUCCUAUUUUGUUCUUCCUCAAAUUCAGCCAAACUUCUCUAAAGUUGAAAGCCUUAAAAUGCAAAAAAGGAGUCAAACAGUAAGCGAGAAAACCGGUCAAAACCCUUUUUUUGGCAUCAAUAUAUCCUUAAAUUUAUAUUAGCAUGUUACAUAAAGAAGAUACUUUGAUGGUUGCUUCUAUUUCUUUUUAUACUUUAGAGAUAUAUAAAUUCAUCUGGGUUUGGCGCCAUUGGCUUAACAAUAUAAGUAUGUGCUCGAUGUACAGAGCAAUCAGCAACCUCCAGUCUUGAGAAUAAAGCAGUUGUAGAAGUGCCAAAAACUGCAGUUCCCAGAGUACCUGUUUGAGACUGGCUGCAAAAGCACCACAUACUUCACUUUUCCAGUCUGAGAAAAAAAAAAAGAUUUAUGUUCACAUAACGUUGAAUAUUAUCAACAGAUAAGAGAGGUACUGCAUGAACAACAGAAAUGAUAGAUGUUAAUCAGACCUGAGGCAAAACAAUCAUCACUUUAAGUGCAGUUUGGACUGUUGGAAAAAUGACUGUUGUGUAUGCAAAACUUGAGGCUGAUGAUAUCACUGCAGUGUCACCGGGGCCACGUGGAUUCCUCUAAAAUAACAUGUUUUUUAUAUGAGUAAUGGAAGAAGUGUUAUUGUGUUCUACAGUUUUAAUCAUUUGCUCAUUGCCAUCCCAGAAUUGUCAGACUCUAAAGCAGAAAAAAAAUAACAAAAACACAAGUCAAAGCCUAAAGAAGACUAAAGAACUGUGAGUAUAAUACAGGUUUUAAAACUUUGAUUGUCAUCUACUUUAGGAUGACACUGGUUAGAAAAAGCACAAUUAAAACGUUGAGGCGCCAGUGUUUGUAUCUGAAGACAUUCACCAUGUAGACAACCUUCAUAUUGAGCUCUACAAUCAACUGAAUUGAUGUGUAGGUAGUGCUUUAACUGAGAUUUAUAAUAAUUACCAAUACUUCUCAUCUCCGUUAUACUUCAUCUUUUAUACUGCAGUGCACAAUCCGAGUGCACAAUGCUCUUUCGUCCCAUUUAGAGCACCUUAGUUAGGCCAUGGUGGAAACUGGUUCUUGUCAAGUGUAGGAAUUAGUCUGGGUGUUUACCAUUCAUCACAGCAGUUUUCAGAGCAGCCUGGAACUCCCUUAAUGACAUCAUAAUAAUGACCACACUCACGUGCACACACAAUACACUUAUAAUGUACUUUGUGUGACUCCAGUCUUCACUGCGUGGGUGUUUGUGUGCGUGGAUGUACAUCUGUGCUUUAUGAACCCUAAAACCCUGAUUGUAAAUUCCAGUACCCCCUCUUCUCCCAAGUGACAUCAUUGUAUUCUGGGAAGUGGGGCGGAUGCUUUCGUCAGUAAGCGUUAGGUCAGAACAAGAUGAGACCCUCUGAAUUCCCCAGCCCCUCUUUUCCUCUGCUGCAGACCCCCCUUCUGACCCCAAUGCAGGAAAUACAAAACAGACCUCAACACCCCAAAUCCCAAAACUGACUUUGGAGACACCAAUGUCCUCUUGUUCUGCUCUUGUUUAUGUUCCAGACCCUCUUCUGUUUUGUCCUCUUUAACCAGUUACUAUUUAUUUGUUAUUUAUUUCCGUUUUGAACAUUUUUAAAGUCUUACUUGUCUGACUUUUAUAUAAACCAAAUCUUCACUGACAGCACAGCAGAAGUUUGAAUCUGCCAAUAAAAGCUGUCUCCGGGGUUGAACUUUGCUUUGUUCAGGCUCCUGACUUGAUUAUUAUGUUCAUGUGUUCACUUAUCUUUUUUUCUGCUUCUGUUUUUGGCAUGCACAUGCAGGGCAAUUGUUCCUAAGGGAAGCCAAAGUAUCACACCUGAGGUUGCAUACACACACACACACACAUACUGUACUAGAUAACAAAACAAAGCCUCUUUAUUCUGUUGCCUUUUUUAUGCCGUUGACUCUGGUUUAAGCCUCAAUUGACAGGAAAAUGAGUGUAUCUAUUGUUUAAAUCUGAGCUCAGGAAAGAAGUGCACAUGUUGGUCACUGCACUGCCCAUCAUGAUUUAUGUCCCUUCACAAGGGAAGCUUGUAAAUGAGCCUGUACGCACACAGGGUUGUCUGGGAAAUGGACUCAUUGUCCCAACAAUGCACCCAACUCUCAGCAUCCUCACCUUUUCCGUCACUUUCUCUCUUUCAGAGCACACACCCCUGUUCUCCUCCCUCCCCCAUUUCUAACCCCCUACAGCUUUCAGUUAAAAGCUCAUCUAUCUGCGUGUGUGUGUGUGUGUCUGUUUUAAUUAGGGCCUCUCCUAUUUAUGGCUGAAUGGCUGCUUCAUUAACAGAGAGAGACGACAAGACACACACACUGAUAUGUCCGGUUUGUCACACACAGCAAGGGGGGGAUUGGGUGUGUGAGUGAUAGAGAGAGAGGGGAGAUGGUGGGGUGGGGGUUGCUGUCGGGGUUUUCAUGACGCAACUUCCCCCAAGGGGCGGCCCUCCCAUCUGUGAGUGGGAUUGAAUGUGAGAAACAGUGAAGGACAGGAUGGGAUCAUUAAAACAAUGGAGUAAAUCUAGUUUUGAUUUUUUUGGGGGACUAUUUUUUCUGUGAAUGUAAACUUAAACUAUGAUUAAAGGAAAACUUGUUUGAUCUUUACAAUAGUGGGCACUAUCCAGAAAAUCAGCAGCUAACAUAAACCAUGUGAAAACUAAACGUUUCACUUGCUAUCAAUUUCCUUUUGAUUUUAAAUUUUUCCAAUCACCUACAACAAACAUUCCUUUUUUUCAAGUAUUUAUUUUUACAAAAACACAAGAAAAAAAUGCUGGAGCAGUAGAUGUUUAAAAAAACUCCAAUAAUUGCUCUCGUACCACACAUUUUGUUGUAGAAUUUGUCCUAUAACUCUUCAAACUGUAGGACUAGUGAAUCCACAUUUGUUCUAAAGCAGUGCUUCUCAAGUCCAGUCCUCAAGGCCCACUGUCCUGCAUGUUUUGGAUGUUUCCCUGCUCCAACACACCUGAUUCAAAUGAUGAGCUCGUUAUUAAGCCAUUACAGAGCUUGAUAACGAGCUGAUCAUUUGAAUCAGGUGUGUUAGAGCAGGGAAACAUCCAAACUGGACUUGAGAACCACUGCUGUAAUGGAAUAGGAAAAAAUCAACAAUAUACAAAUAGUGCCUUGGGGCUGAAUUAUUGCAUAGGAACCUACUGUAAAGUUUAAAACAUCUCUAUUGAAGAGUGGCCAGUGUCUGAGUGCGUUUGCGCCAUGGCCCCAGCAAGGAUUAAAAAAGAAUAAUUUGUAUUUUUUCACAACUUAUCUCACAAAAAAAUUCACAUACAAUAAAGAAAAGUAAUAGCACAUGGAUCCCGAUCAAACCGCACGUUUUGAUGUAUGAUUUGUCCCACAACUCUUCAAGCUGUAGGACAAUUAGCAAAUCGAAAUUUGUCCGGAAGAGGAAUAGGAAAAAAAUCCACUACAUAACAGUAGUUCCUAUACUUCUGUAAAGGGACCACUGCCUUGGUGCGUUUGCCCAUGGCUCAAAUAAACAAAUCCUGGCUGUCUAAUGAUGGAGUGGGUGUGGUCAGCCAUAUGCUCACAUCCAGCAGUGACAGUUAGCAGUCUAGGCAGCCUCACCCCAUUUAUGGCCUGCUCUGUGUGUGAGUCUGCAUCCUGGAGGACAGGAGGGUCACAUGGUUGGAGCAGCCCACCAGCUGCUCUCCUCGCCUUCCUCCUCUCUGACUCUGCAGACUGCUGCUGUUGACUCAUGAGAGCUGAUCCAUUUCAUUUUUAUGUUUAUUGACUGCCCUGUCUUUCUUGGCAGAGAUCCACAUAUACAUAUAUCGACCUUCUUUCUCCUGUCUGUCAUGUCUGUAACAACCCACUUUUUGCAUUUGUUUGUUUUUCCUGCCAUAUAAGUGCUGCUUCCUGGAACCAAAACUAAAUAGAAGCGACGAUAAUGGCCAAUUUAGGUUCUCCAUCCCGUCAUUCAUUACCGUUUCUGCACAUCAGUGCUUUUCUCUUUAGGACUAGAAAACGACGAAUGCUGUAGAUGGAAAGACUGUUGUUUAUUUAUAACUGGCUAUAUGCAUAUUUAUUUCUGUGCUGUGGAAAAUCUAGAAAUGUUUUCCUCUCUCCAAAAACAGCCUGUUAAUGAGCAGUUUUAAUUCUCACUGAAAUUAACUAGCAGAUCACCUCUUUUAAAACCUCUUUCAUAUUGUCCUCAAAGUUGUGCGAAGUCUCCACGAGUUAUUUUCUUCUGAAUCUUUUAGGUGUGGGUGUACGCUGGCAGCAGCUCAUUCCUGCUCAUGAAUGCUGUGUCACUACACAAAGUGUGGGUGACAAGCCAUCUCCAUGGCAACUUUGAGACAAUGACAGUUGAGAAGGGGAUAUUGAGAAAUGAACCCGUAUUAUGACCACAGGUCUUUGUGCUCAUUAACUCAUAUAGCAGUGCUUGCUGUGCUGAUGCAAUCACUUGGCAUGGUUCAGGCACUUUAUCCUGCAAAGAUAAUUUAUUCUAUCAAUUCUAUUGCAACCUGCCACUGUGACGUACACUUGCACAAAAAGCCAGCAGGGCAAACAUAUUUAUCAGACACAUUUAUUCAAUAUUUGAAAGGUCCAAUUGCUCUGUGUUUUUCCAUCAUAAUACAGUGACAAGAAAAGUCUGUGCGUGACUCUAUGAAAAUAUAUUGAAAAGUAUGUUGGCUGCUUACAUGAUUCUUUUCUUAGAUGAUCUGUCUGAUAUUUCAUCACUAGAUUGAGAAAGGGGACAUAUCAGUGUGUGAGAUGGCCGUCAUGUAAAGUGGAAAAGACUGAGUAAGUCAGCGUAAUCAUAGACACCUCCGCUGUGACUUUGAGUGGCUAACCUUUUACCUUAAAUGACGGCUCUGUUUACACAACAGUCAACAGGGCUUUAUUUAUGCCCUUUGUGAGCUUGCAGCCAAAAGACUGCCUGGUAGAGUAAAGACGUGCUGAAGCAGCCUUGUUGGUAAGGUCAGCACAGUCAGUGUUGAUUUAAAGCAGACACUUUGACUAUGGAAAAUUCAAUGAUUUUUGUGUGUUUCUUAUGAUUUCUCCCACAAUUCCUCUUAAACUUACCUCUUCUGGUACAGGGUGCUGCAGGAGCCCACAUCUGUAAAUCAGUCAUCUUUUUAAAAUCAAUCAACUAAUUAAAAGUGAACCUCUGGAGGACUGUUGGUCCAGCAGUUAAGCAUGCACUCCAUACUGUUGCAGGUGGCUGGUUUGACCCCGCUUAUGACCAUUUGCUCCAUUUGCUUCACAGUCAGUGAACACUUAUGGUGUCCGUCUUAAUAUAUGGUUUAUGAUUGUGUUUUUUCCUACCAGCAUAUUUAUGAUAGACUAAGGUUGGGUUGUAUAUUACGAGGUAAUGUAAGGUCACAUUCUUUCUGCUAACAAAUUACCUUGCCUGGCUAAGGUUGAAACAAGGAUGAAACUAAUGAGAUAGUUUGAUCGUGGCCUUCCAAAUUUUGAGUGGUGCCUAGACCAGAGACCUACCAUGAAGGGGAUCAGUUCACCCUCCUAGCGAUUGGCCCAUGCCACUGGCCCCCAAGUAAACCAAUAAACUGUACAUGCAACCAAACAACCAGUGCACGCAGUGGCACAUGUUGUGGUACGAUAUCAGCCACUAUUGCUGCUGGUCAAGCGAAGUAGAAGUAGAAGUGCUCUCUACCCUCCACUGACCCAGUUUCUCUGCUGUUUUUUUCACCAUAUUUCUUCUCAUUUUCAUUUUAUCAUUUUCGGUUUCUUGACUAAAGACAUUUUUCAAGAUUUAAAAAGCUGGCCCCCUUUCUCAUAGAGUCUUACUGUGAGCGUGUGUAUGAGUGUGUUUGCAUGUGCUUUAAGGGUGUGCUUGGGUUUUUUAUGGGAUUCCUGGAACAGCAGGACAUGUUGUCCUAGGAAGUGUGCCCCAGUGUGUACCAUGAGCCAUACAUUGACGUGCUUUUUUCAUGCAUGAUUUGUUGCACAGUUACAAACAUUGAUACCUACUGCAUGUGUAAGACAAUGUGUCUUUGUUAUGUAGUUGUGAAACCUCUGUAUUGUAAGACCUCUGUGAAAAUACAAAAGGGGCCCAAGUCUGCUCUAAAGGCAGGUCUUAUCUGCCUGCCGCUGCAGGUUAACAUGUUUAUCUUCUCUUCUUUUUACAUGCUGAACUUUAUCUGCUUGUGAAACAUGUUAUCUGACUCUUGAGUGAAAGCCGAGAAGGUAUUUAUUAUGAUUUAUAUGGAGCUACCAGUGAUAAAGCACAAUUUUUGCAGGGCUCCAAUUUGAGGUUGAAGGUUCCUUUUGAACUCCCUAUGUUGCUUCCUCUCUCCCCUGAGGCACACAGGAAGUUAAAGCAGAUGUGUUAAGCUAACGGACACUUUGACAACACUGCCAGUCUGUAAGUUUCUCUACCUCCCACUGCCAGCGCUAACACAAACCACUUUUGAUGUACAUAGAAGGCCAUGUGUGCUCACAAGCUGCCUUUUCCUACAGCCGCAAGCUUUUCUGCCCACCCCUCUCUCCUCGUAGACACACAACCCCUAUCAGUGUUACAAAACGCACGCUUACUGGCAUGCUUUUGAGCUAUUACAGUCAGUAAUGUAAUAUCAAGAUGAAAACACUUUAACAGUAAAAAGAUUGGCCUUAAUCUUGAACAAAAGGUCGAUAAGUUUAAAAAUGUAUUUUACACAUUUCUAUAAAGACACCAACGAGCCACAUGAGUGAUCAAAACAGAAUAUUUGAAAGGUUUCAUCCAAGAUUAGAAGGGAUUACCAGCCACCAUCACUAUAGAUCACAACAACUGGAAAAAAGCUGUAUUUUCAUAUGUCAACACAUUCCACUUCAUCCAUCAAUUGUAAUUUCAAUGUGGUAUUUCCCUCUCUUUGUUCUGCAGCACACAGCCACAAACCGUGUUUAUCUUUGGCUCCUUUGUUAUGUAACUAGAACGCUCUCGCUGUAAGGAUACAAGAAAAGUCGGCCUCUAGUGGCGUCUUUAACAAAUUACACUCCUCAGAUUGUUUUGAUUCUGAGGACACGCACACCCCCACUUGUGUGCCCAACACGUGCAAUAAAAUGCAUCUUUAGUACAACAGAGAGAUGCGAUUUGCUCUGUGCUUUCAGCCUUUAUAAGUCUGUCCUUAUCAGUCAAAUACAGGCAAGAUUCACUCAGAGGCGUUUUUACAACAGGGCUGUAAAUGAAUAUGAGUCAUUCCUUAUUCUUUGUGGGCAGAAAUGCACGUGACAUUGAAGCAAACAGACUUUGCUAUUUUUGUAUUGGCUUUUAUACUGUUUUAUGCUGCUAUUUUAGGACAAGAAUCUCAUUGGUAGUUGUGUCUAGACUUUUAUUAGCAAGAUAAAAAUACCAUAAAGUAAAUAAAAAUAGUAUGGAGUAACUAGUGAAAAAUACAUCAUGAGGGGAGAUUUAACUAUUGUUUGCUUUAAGAUGCAUGUUGAGAGUAAGUAGGAGGGAGCAGACAAGGGAGGGAGGGAGAGAGAGAGAGCGACACUGUGUGUGUGCAUGUGUGCGUGCGUGUGUAUGUGUGAGCGCAGCUAUAAAACAGACUUUGAACUCCAACCAGCUCAGUAGCAGACAGCUGUGCAGAACAAAGCGCAUCUCCUUUGUGAGGCUUUGCAGUGUGCUGAUAAACCGGACAGCAGGAAUCAAAAGACUUUUUCUGGAAAACAAACUUGAAAAUAAAAAUAGCAGAGAUGGCAACAAUGUUCAGAUACCCCGUCUUUCCUCAUCUGCAGGGUAAGUUCUGCAAAAAUGUAUUUUUAGUAACAGUAGAUGAAAAUGAGGUACUUGGCUGUUAGUCUUAAAGUGAUGUAAGUUUGAUCUACCCAUGUGUUCAGUUGAAAAAUUCUGAAUUUUCGUGAUUUCGUCUGUUCAUGUUGAGCACAAGUGAAGAUAUUUUCAUAGAGCGAAGCAGACUGGGGAUCAGCGGCUCUCCACGACAGUAGAAGUUUCUGCACUGUGAUUGAAUGUUGCAUGUGAUUGGCAUGAGUGUUGUUUAAACUCAGCAUUUCUUGGCUUUUUGCUCCAUGCAGUUUUGUGAUAGUUGUGAUAUUUUGUGAUUAUUUAGUGAAACAAGCCGUGUAUAAAAUACCCCGAUACAAUACCUUGUAUUUGUACUGUGCCAACAUCUGAGUCAAAAAUAGAAAUCACUUUGAUUGUGACGCAGUACAAAACAGAAGUUUGAUUCUUUUAGUCACUUAUGUUUGCAUAUCUAAGUGAUAUUUAAAGUGCGGGUGUCUGGUUUCAUCCUUUCAUUUUGCAUAUGAUUGCAAACAGCAGCGUGUUCUUCUUCUGUGUGGGAACAAUUAUGUAAUUCUAGCCGUGAGUCUCCAUCACCAUAGAAACCAUCCAAAAACUCUGAGCUUAUGUCAUAGGAUGAAGCAAAUUCUCACAUCAAUCAGAGUUGGAAAAGAAUGUCGAUUUCUGGGAAACAUUUGAUCCCUGUUAGUGUUUUUUCCACAGUGACACAGAUUUAAAGGGUUUCUGUUGUCAUAGCAGUUCUGCAUCUGAUCCCACAUCAUGGUAACAGUUAAAUAAAAGAUCCGUCUGUUUGCUUGUACUUUUUAACUCAGAUCGCUGUGACCCUGGUUUGUCGCUGUCCGCAGGGAGGAGUGUCAUGGCGGAGCCCGACUAUUUGGACGGAGACUGCGAUGAGCUCAUCAAACCCAAGAAGCUGAUCAACCCAGUGAAGAACUCCCGGAACCACCAAGACCUUCAUCGAGAACUGCUCAUGAACCAGAAAAGGUGAGGACACGGAUAAAAAAUACAUAUUUAUUAUCAAUUUACCGCUUACCUUUUAUUACUAACGUCUCCUCGUAAACUCACGUGCAACUUUUGAGGAAGAGAUUGUUAUUUUUAUAGCUAUAAACCAAGGUCUAAUCACGUUUUAUGAUCCACAAACAGUGUGCAAUAGUGAUUGCUGGGUUCAAACCUGAAAGUAAGACAGUAAGGCAGUAAUAAAACAGCAUUCCUGGUUGAUAUCUAUUCACAUGCAGCACAUAAUUGGAGUAAUGAUAGUUUACUUAUUAACCAGAGAGUUAAACUCUUCAAAGUUUCUGGGUUACUAUUAUUAGCUUGCUGGUUUAUGGCAACAGAAUAAAGUUUGCACUGAUCCAGUAAAUAUAAGCCAUAAAAAAUCAGUAAGGCCUGCAGCUCGCUAAAAAAAUUAGUUUAACCUCCACUAAUUUAAGGAUGAUCUAAUAUCGCCUGCUGCUUUCUUAUAAUUAAUCUCAAAGCAUCUGCACUGAUACCUCUGCAGGGUGUCACUCUAGUUGUCUAUACUUGUCCCUCCAACCACAUGCAGCAGUAUUAUAUAAAUCUCAGGGUAUAAAACUUUCAUGGAAGCUAUUAUAUAAAACCUCAAGUGCAUUAGUGUGUCAAAAAUUGGUUACGUAAAGGUCAGGUCGGAUAAACUGUACAGAAUAAAGCUGCUUUGGCCACUGAUAUCAACACUGGAUCAACAGCAUCAGAUUUAUUACAGUGUAUGUGAGCAUCCAUGUAUAAAUGCAUAUGCAUUAGGGAACCUGUGAUCAGCUUUUUCACACUAAAUGUUUAGAUUUUCUCUCAUCAGACAGUCCCAGCAGCUUUGUGCCCGAGCUAUUAAUAGCUACGUAAACACACAUGCUGUGGACAGCUGUUACAUCACAGCAGAGAUGCUCUGUAUGAAACAGGUCAAACAUUGAGGUGGGAUUGACUGAUGGAGGCUGGGUAUUAAUGAAUGAUGAGGCAGGAUACAGAGUCCAUUAAAGAAUUGGCAAAAAGUACAAGGGAAAAAUAUCUCUCCGUUCCGAGUUUAUUUUUGGUCGUCCAGACGGAAGAUGUCCUGGAGCAUCAGGAGAAGACUGAGAGAUGAAUCUAGUGGGCUUCUGCGGGGAUGAGCUUGUUAUGAUUGGGCUUUAUCAUGAACUGAGAGUGUAGAAAGCAUGGCUGCAUAGUGGAUUAGUCACGCUGACGAGCAAGGGGAGGGGUGGGUGGAGGAAGGAUGGAUGCAUGGAUGGAUGGAUGGAUGGACGGCUGCACGAAGGGAAAGAGAGAGAGAGAGAGAAAAAAGAGUUAUGUAAUCAAGAUUACAAAACAAUUUCUGGCUGAGGGCCUUUUCUCUGCCUGUGCUACCUUAGCUGUGAUGACCCCCCACACACGCGCGCGCACACGGACACAUACAUACACAUAUAUGCAAAGAAUGUCAGUAAUUUCAGCCGCUAGGAUGGUGGAAACUUUUGAGCAGACGGAGGUAUUGAUGUGGGGGAUUUUGAACACACAUAUUUCCCAGUGUGCCAGAGGGAGUGCACUCGUUGGAGGGGGUCGUGGUUAUGUAAACGUUGCCCACGGUGAAAUAAGAGUCCUGUAAGCAUCUUUACAGCCUGCCUUAUUGCUUUCAGUGACCUUGACCCCCCCUCCUUUCCUGUACAAGGUACUCGACAAACAACCUGACCUGCUCACCUCAUUCGCUCUCAUGUCUGCUUCAGCCUGCUAAGUGCUUUCAUAAGACCCCUGACUGUCAGGAAAAACAUCAGCGACUUUAGUGAAAGAAUUGCCUCCCACUUCUGCUUGGAACAUCAAGGACUUUGUUAUGUAAUCCUAAAGAUUUAAUAAUGGAUUUAAUUAAGGUGUCGUCGACUAGACUCUAGUCAGGCGGGUAGGCUGCUGUCUUUAGAAAGAGGAGAUGGAGAACGCAGCCUUUUCAGAGCCAGACUUUUAAUGCAAACUGAAAUCAUGUGGAGGGCAAUCUGGGUAAAAUGGUUUCUGAAUAGAAUUUGUUAGCGUUAUGAUCCACAGAUUGCCUCUUUUCUUUUACAGCCCUUUAUUGUACCUUCCUAAUACUUUGUGGGCUUUGCUGUUAAUUUGCUUUUUGCAUUUCCUAGAUACCCCCAAACCAUCUCUGUUCCCUUUUUUGUUAAGCAUCCCUCCUCUCAACUCUCUCAUCCGUAGCCCCCACCCUCCGCUCUUAUAAUUUGGAGGAGUUUCGGAGCAUUAUGUAACAUCUGAGACACACUCACACAUUACUAAGAUGUCCCUGUCCUCUUGUUGGAUUUUUGUCUCACAUGCUCUAGACAGUUGUGUAAUAGCCCUUCUGGUUUCCUAAGACUACUGCAACAAUAGUUUUUUUAAAGUCCAUUCUGAUGAUGAAAAACAGUCCACAACAUGAGACCGAUCUGCGUGUCAAACCAGAAUGAGGUCACAGUGAUUAUCUGUUACAUAUGAAUAUGAAGUGUGAUCUCUUUCCGAGUGUCUCCCCAACUCAGGCGGAGGUUUUUCUCCUCUUUUCUUUCUUUUUUUUUGAGUAAUCUGACAUGCUGCUUUCUUGAUUGUGUCUCCACAGAGGUUUGGCUCCUCAGAACAAACCUGAGCUGCAGAAAGUUCUGGAAAAAAGGAAGAGGGAGCAAGUCCUCAAGGCUCAGAGGGAGGAGCAGGAGGCACACAAGAAGAGGAGCGACCUGGAGAUAGAGCUCAUGAAAAGACAACAGAAACUAGAGCAGGUAAAUGAUUAAGAAAGCAAAUAUGAAAUGUCCCCUCCGGCAUGAUAAAGAUCAAAGCUGAUUGCUGGUUUUCAAUCCUGCAAGCUGAUACAAGAUACAGUUUAUGUUGUUGUCAUCAGUUAUCAGCUCUACACUUUUAUGACCUGGAUGUUAAUGUGUGUGUUCCCGCAGCUGGAGCUGGAGCAACAGAAAAUUGAGGAGGAACAGGAAAACACUCCCGAGUUUGUGAAGAUGAAGGGCAAUCUGCGCAGGACCAAGCAGGAGACCAACGAGGAGGAACGAACCACUUAAUAACCAGCAGGGUGUCUGAGCCUGGCUGAUUGUGCGCAUGUAUGUGAGCACAGAGAGGACACGAGUGUGUGUACAAAGAGAGAAAGAGAGAGAGAGAGAGAGAGAAAGAGAAAGCGUAUGGUGGUGACCCUACCGUGGUCCAAGAUGAACUUCCUGGCUUUUCCCAUCCUAGCUGUUGCUCCCUGCAGUACGGAGAGAGACUUUACAGACUAAAGAUCCCCUCCUUAUCUGUUUGCCUGCCUGCCACGGACCGCCAGUACUCACCUCUGCUUCUCACACAACAUCCAGCAGUACACAGCACCCCCUGCAGGACGGACUCUUACACAUCUUUCACAGAGGGCGAGCAAGCUUCCAGCUCUGAUGGAGACACAACCAAACACACAGACACACAGGAGUUUUUUGUUCCCUCUGUUUUUACUCCUCUCUCCACAGAAAAGCUGAUGUUUCUUUUGACUGUUUUUGAUGUUGUUAUUGUUGUUAUUGAUUUUUGUCUCAUCUUCAGAAUUAAUAAGGAAAAGCGGACACUGGAUGGACUCUUGAAGCUGUGUAAUGUAAAAGCCAAACAAAUGUGCUUUUGUUAUUUAUGUUUGUAGCUUUUAGCCCGGGUGUAGGAGAGGACACUCUUAGUCAUUUUUGUGUUUUAGUUGAACAGCAUAGUUAAAGAAGCCAGAACAGGACAAAGGGAGUGAAUGAUUGUGUGAAACACUCAAAUUUGCUUUAUUACCAUUAUUUUAUUUUAAUUUUAACAUGCCAUUUUUUCAGCUAAUGCAAUGUUGAGCAAUAGUGGAACUCCCAGGCAUGAGAGUGACAUUUUCUUGAUAUAUUCUGUCGUUUUGUAUAAAUAAAAGUGUUACUUAUUAAUUUAUGAUUUUGUCAGGUUUGGUCAAUAACAAUAAACCCUGUCUUAUUGGUCUUUUGUGCUUAUAUAAACAAAAGACCGGAUGUUUAUAUGUUGGGAAGCUGUUGUAAAAGGCUGAUUGAAGGGAGUUCCCAGAGUACAGCUACCUGCAUGGCUCCUGAAAACUGAUAAGCCUCCCGGAAUAAUAGAGCCGGAGUUUGCUGUCUUUACUGACAUUGGAGCCAUUGAUGUGCUGGUAGAUAAGUUAUAAGGGUGUAUCUAGAUUAAAAAUGGCAAAAUAAUCGAUAAAUUCCAAAAAGGCUACACAGCGUGAGAGGCUGUGAUAGCGUGUUGGGGGGGAAUAUCUAGAGGAUAGUUAAAUAUUGUACAAAAUUAAGCAACUGGUCAACACUUCUGGUUUGUCAGUCUCCAAAAGGUAUUUUAGAGCAGCAUAAUCCUGUGUUUUUUUCCAAAGUCUUAUUUUUAAUAAACAUCAUUUUAAUGCGUUCGAUUUAUUUUUCUGUAUCUUGCUUGAGUCUGUGGAUUUUUUUUUAUCUUACUUAAAGAAAACCCUAUUUUCAAAAUGGAAUGUGAUGCAGGAAUAACAGCAAAGCGGUGUGCUGAUCAAAUGGAGCUUAUCUUAUCUCUACGAUAAGCUCUGUCUAUUUAGUCUGAAGCUGAUGUUGACUUUGCUCACAUACUGCAGCACUCAGAUGUCUAGACUUUUGGCAGUAUUUGGAGUAGAAUCAGGGUCACUUGUUAUACAUCUGGUUCUUAUUGAUAGAAGGGAAAGGUAAAUCUGAGACUGAAGCUACUAUAAGGCACAACUAGGAACCCAGGAAAUCAAGUACUUGUGUAAAAUGCAAUGAAUUCGUAAAAAUUUCUUAGUAUCUUUGUUAGAAGGUAAUUAAAAUUGGCAAUAUUAAA